AUGGGUUGCAGUGUUUCAAUAAGCCGUGAAAAAGUACUCCGACCAAGAAUAAAUCCCAGCAAAUGCAAAAAACUUAAGAGGGCUCUAUGUGCCAUAAGAGACAUGAAGUUCAAUCUAAACUCUUCUGGAAAAACCAAAGAAGAACUUUUUGAAAUUCGCGAAGUCUGCUCGUUUUUCGAAGAGUCUCAUCAAUCUCAACGAAUUUCAGAAGCUGAUAGCUGCUCAGGAUUAGAGAGUAUAAAAGAAUGUAAAUGUGACAAUUAA
This is a messenger RNA of Blepharisma stoltei, 264 nucleotides long. NCBI's taxonomy places the organism in Eukaryota, Ciliophora, Heterotrichea, Heterotrichida, Blepharismidae. The record is from the annotation of a GenBank genome assembly.